Anolis carolinensis (green anole) is the source of this 2894-nucleotide messenger RNA. RefSeq names its product developing brain homeobox 1 (gene dbx1). Lineage: Eukaryota; Metazoa; Chordata; Lepidosauria; Squamata; Anolidae. The record is from RefSeq and is a predicted model, not a curated record. Bases 432 to 1526 code for a protein of 364 amino acids. The transcript has 4 exons. Gene Ontology annotation, molecular function: DNA binding; DNA-binding transcription factor activity, RNA polymerase II-specific. Gene Ontology annotation, biological process: cell differentiation in spinal cord; regulation of transcription by RNA polymerase II.
GCGCCCGGAGCCGGGCCCGAAAGGACGCUCUCUGUGGCUCUCGCUCUAGAGCUCUCUCUCUGUGUGUGUCUCUCUCUCUUUCAAGGCUUUCUAGGAAAGGAAGGGCAGGGGAGGCAGUCCCAUCGCAAUCCCCUCUCGGGUUUAUACUGGGAGGAGGAAGUCCAACCCAAUCUUACCUUCCAAAGCUCAGGAAGGUGGGCUUUCUUUCCCUCUCUCUUUCCCCCUCUUGGACCCCACUGUGACACCUGCUUCCUCCUCUCUUCUUGCCCUCUCUCUCGCCCUUUCCCCUUUCCUCUCCCAUCACACUUGCCCCCCUUCCUUCCUUCCUUCCUUCCUUCCUUCCUUCCUUCCUUCCUUCCUUCCUUCCUUCCUUCCUUCCUUCCUUCCUUCCUUCUCUCUCCCUCUGCCCCUUCCUUAACCCCUCCGAUGCCAUGAUGUUCCCCAGCCUGAUCGCCCCUCCGGCGGUGUAUCCCAGCCUGCUCCGCCCCACGCCCGCCCUCACCUUGCCCGCCUUCCCCAGCCACACCAGCUUCCUGGUGGAAGACCUGAUCCGGAUCAGCAGCAGCAGCAGCAGGCCGUCUCCUUCGCCUUUCCUGCCCCGAAGUAGCGCUCAGCCGCCGCCCAGCAUCCCUUCUCCCCCUCCUCCUCCUCUUUCGGGGGUCGCCAGGACAGACCCCACGGCAACUUCUUCUUCCUCCUCUUCUUCUCCCACUUCUUCCUCAUCCUCCUCCUCCGACGUGGGCUCUUCCCACACCGCCAGAAGGCCCGGCUCCUCCUCGCCGGGACCCGAAGCCACUUUCCUGAAGUUCGGGGUCAACGCCAUCCUCGCCUCCACGCCCCGGACGGACUCUUCCCACGCGCUGAUCCAGAGCGUCCCUCCGAAGGCCUUCUCCUUCCCCUACUUCGAAGGCUCUUUUCAACCUUUCAUCCGGUCGUCUUAUUUCCCAGCCUCUUCUGUGGUGCCUAUCCCUGGCACCUUCUCUUGGCCUUUGGCUGCUCGAGGGAAACCACGCAGGGGCAUGCUUCGCAGGGCCGUUUUCUCAGAUGUGCAGCGCAAGGCUCUGGAGAAAAUGUUUCAGAAGCAGAAAUAUAUCAGCAAGCCAGACAGAAAGAAAUUGGCAGCCAAGCUGGGCCUAAAAGACUCCCAGGUAAAGAUCUGGUUUCAGAACAGAAGGAUGAAGUGGAGAAAUUCGAAAGAGCGAGAACUCCUCUCAUCUGGAGGCUGCCGGGAGCAAACAUUACCCACAAAGUUCAAUCCCCACCCAGACCUCAGUGAUGUUGGGAAGAAAGGUUCUGGGGAGGAAGAGGAAGAUUCUUCCUUACUAUCCUGCUCAGCCAGUCCCAGGAACUCCUUGAAUUAUCAUCAGGGCACAGACCUCCCACACUUGAGAGACAGGCUGGACCCCCGGAUGCUCCCUUCUCCCACCCAUUCCAGCAGCCCCAGCAAACCUUCAGACUUCUCGGACUCAGAGGAAGAGGAGGAGGAGAGGGAGGAGGAGGAAGAGGAGGAGAUCACGGUCUCAUAGAGAACCUUUCUCCUGGCAAUUAUAAAAAGGGGACAUUGCAAAGAUCUACAUCUAAUUGAAGAGAUGGUGUCCUUCCAUAUCCACAUGACUUGCAUAGAAAAUGUGCGGAUCAUCCUUUCAUCCACAAGAUUUUGAUGACCACAGAUCUACCCUGGUUAGAAAGCCUGGCUUUAUAGUGCUCCUUUUGCUGAGCAGCCAGAUUGCCUUGCACUUUUCAGAUAGAAGUUACAGAUUAAACAAGUAAUAAACAAGUACAAGUUGAGUAUCCCUUAUCCAAAAUGCUUGGGACCAGAAGUGUCCUGUGGCUCAGAUUUUUAAUUUGUUUGUUUUUUCAGUACUUAAAUGUGAUAUAUAAUGAGAUAUCUUGGAGAUGGGACCCAAGUCUAAACAUGAAAUUCAUUUCAUAUACACCUUAUUCACAUAGUCGGAAGGUAAUUUUAUUCACAAUAUUUUAAUAAUUUUGUGCAUGAAACAGAGUUUGCAUACACUGAAUCAUCUGAAAGCUAAUGUGUCACUAUCUUAGACAGCUUGUGGACAAUUUUGAAUCUUGGAGUAUUUCAAAUUUAGGAAUUCCAGCAAAGGGAUACUUGACUUUUACUGAGACAACAUUGCUUUAAUGAUAGAGUAAUUAUAGUCUGCUUCAGCUCUACAUAACUCUAAAAGUAUUAUUUUCUGUGAAACACUUGGGUAAUCUACCUUAUGUUUCCCUGAGUGAGAUGCUACAACUAUUACACUCAUGAAAGCUUCCUAGUUACAAAUGAACCACACCAAGUCUGAAAUGCUACCAGUAAUAUUCCCAGCAUAUUGCUAAGAAUAUUCUUACAAAUGUGAGCUAUAUCACUUGGGUCUGGGACCCUAGUCUUUCAUAACUGCCAAGAGAAACAAUACUUUAUAGCUUAGCUUUAGGUCUGUAAUUUUUAAAUGAAUUUCAUAAGCUUCAUGUGCUUUCUAGCCAUUACUAUAUUUUCCCCCAGUUUUUUGGCCAUUUUGGGUUUGCAGAGGGUGUAAAUGUGGACACAUGGGAAAUUGAGCCACCUCUUUGAUUUUGACUAAACCUUGCUGUCUUUGCACAGCUUUUAAUGAACUGUAAAUUGUACAUUUACACUGUAAGGCUAUUUUAUACCACGACUAUUGUAAGUCUCCAGGUGGACAGACUUUUCUACAUUUUGUUGGGAUUUUGAGUGCAUAUAUAUGUGUGCUUUUUAUUGUCUUUUUUAAACUUAAAAAGAAGCUUAGUUUUUAACUGUGUAAUUUAUAAAACAUGGUCUAUUUUAUAUUCUUACUGUGUACAGAUUUUAAAUAUGUAUAUAUAUGAAUGAAGCAAAUGAAGCAAAUGCCAAAUUAAAGAAAAGGCUGUGAGGAUAAUAA